Messenger RNA from Ruditapes philippinarum (Manila clam), 526 nucleotides. RefSeq names its product scavenger receptor class F member 1-like. Lineage: Eukaryota; Metazoa; Mollusca; Bivalvia; Venerida; Veneridae. The coding region runs from base 68 to 526 and encodes 152 amino acids. The record is from RefSeq and is a predicted model, not a curated record. The transcript has 3 exons. Gene Ontology annotation, molecular function: scavenger receptor activity.
UGUAGCAAUAUUUUCAGAUCAUAAGGAUCAAAGUCAAAACAUAACUGUCUACAUUAACAAUAUUUCAAUGGAAGUCAACCAGAUAGGUACUAUGUUACCAAUUAAUUCUUCUACGGGACAUGUCUUUCUGAAGGAACUCAUUGAACCUCGAUUAUUUCAAUACCUUAAGAUUCAAAAACAGGGCACUGUAUUAACACUUUGCGAAGUCAAAUUAUACGAAGCAGAGUGUUACAUUGGUACGUUUGGAGAUAGAUGUUCUAAUCCAUGUCAAUGCGCUGACAAGCUGAAUUGCGACAAAGUCAAAGGAACAUGUGUAAGCGAAGGAUGUUUACCUGGCUGGAAAGGACCAUCUUGUAAUAACUCCUGUGGCCACAAACAUUUUGGACCAGACUGUAAAUACCAGUGUCAUUGUUUUACUAAUGGAUCAUGUGCAAAAGAUUCGGGAAUUUGCAAUCUAUCCCGUUGUGAUCCGGGAUGGCAACUACCAAAUUGUAGUCAAUGUAAAUGCUUCUGUCUUCACAAAUGA